Pelecanus crispus (Dalmatian pelican) is the source of this 1155-nucleotide messenger RNA. The record is from RefSeq and is a predicted model, not a curated record. Lineage: Eukaryota; Metazoa; Chordata; Aves; Pelecaniformes; Pelecanidae.
AUGGAGGAGAGAACGUUUCUCGCUUUGAUGGUCUUUUCCUCACUCGUAGUAUUAGCAGAAGCUAUUGCUCAAAAGCAUGCUAUUGAAAUCUACAACCUCCACGUGGACUGCAAGGUCACAUCACGAUUUGCUCACACCAUCAUCACCAGCAAAAUUGUCAACCGAGCUAAUGAGUCCAGAGAGGCGACCUUUGAAGUGGAGUUACCCAAGACGGCCUUCAUCACCAAUUUCUCCAUGUCCAUCGAUGGUAAAGUAUACCCAGGCAUAAUAAAGGAGAAAGCUUCUGCUCAAAAGGAAUAUGACACUGCAGUCUCACACGGGCAGAGCGCUGGCCUUGUCAAAAUCACAGGCAGAAAAUUGGAGCAGUUUCAUGUGUCCGUCAGCAUGGCAGCUGCCAGCAAAGUCACUUUUGAGCUGACGUACGAGGAACUGUUGAAGCGGCAGCUGGGGAAGUUUGAGCUGCUGAUUAAGGUCCGACCGAAGCAGCUUGUUAAGCACUUCCAGAUCGAUGUGCACAUCUUCGAGCCCCAAGGCAUACGCUUCUUGGAGACAGACAGCACGUUCAUGACAAACGAGUUAACUGAGGCACUCACAAAAGUGCAGAAUGAAACCAAGGCUCAUAUUUUAUUUAAGCCAACUGUAGAUCAACAGAAGAUAAAUCCUGAACUCGAUGAAACCCUCCUCAACGGUGAUUUUGUUGUGCGUUAUGAUGUUAAGAGAGGUGCCACUGCAGGUGAUAUACAGAUUGUCAAUGGGUAUUUUGUUCAUUACUUUGCACCCAGUGAAAUGCCAGUGUUUCCCAAAAAUGUUAUCUUCGUUAUAGAUCGAAGUGGCUCCAUGGCAGGCAGAAAAAUUGAACAGACGAGGCAUGCCCUGUUGAAGGUUUUGCAAGACCUCCGCCCAGAAGAUCAUUUCAGCUUUAUCACCUUUAACAGCAAAAUGGCAGAGUGGAAGAGCUCUUUGCUGCAAGCCACUGCAGAGAACGUGGCGAGUGCUGCAGGAUUUGUGCAAACUCUUUCUGCUAGUGGAGGCACAGAUAUCAAUCGUGCCCUGCUGACUGCCGUGAGCGUGCUGGAUAAAGCCGAGAGGCUGCCAGAACGGAGCGUCUCCAUGAUUAUUUUGCUGACAGACGGCCAGCCCACUUCUGGUGAGUAA